ACAGUUUGAGGCAAAGUCACACAUGUCAUAAGUUCCAAGGUGUGAAAUAAAAGGUUUCUUAGUCUAUGUUAGUAAAAGGAAAUACACUGCUGUUAGUAUUGUAAGUUACAAUGCAGAAUACAGUACAAGAAGGUAAGAUUUUUUUAGUUUAUGUCAUGGAUGUUGCACUGCAAGAAGGGCGUACCUAGAGACAUUGUUCUGGUAAUUCACAGUGUAUUGGGAGCGUCAGAGUGUGUAUGGCGUCAGGACGAGAAGUAAAAAUGGAAGCCUGGUGAAUAAACGUGGUUGUUCAAUCCACAGCAGUGUCCGAGUCACAUCAAUACAGUAUUACAGGGAGCGGCAACCCUGCGCUUGUUUGUUCGGGGGUGGGAAUCUCUGACUGGUGUCCUGGCCCAUGCAUUGCCCCGGGGAAGAGAAGAGGGUUUCCAGACUUGGCCCUGAGCGGAGGUCCCGCUCCUUGCUUGUCCAGGGUUUCCCUACUUGGCUCUGAACAAGGAAAGACCCGUCACGGGCGGAAAACAGCAGGGUCGGUCGCGGUCAGUGGGAGGGUUUCUUCGCCGAUCCGCCCCGACAGUCUACGUCUCUUAAGAAAACCCGGCAGCGGGGGACAGCCAAGCUGCAACAAUGGCCAUGGCCGAAGGAGAGGGCAGCAGCUCGGCCCUUGCCCGGGUGCGGGUGUCGGCUGACCGGCUGCUGUGUCCCAUCUGCCUGGAAGUGUUCCGACAGCCGGCCACCCUCCCGUGCGGCCACAGCUUCUGCCUGGCCUGCAUCGAGCGGCUGUGGGAGCAGCCAGCGGCCGGCGGGGGCUACAGCUGCCCUCACUGUCGCCAGAGCUUCAGUCCGAGGCCGGCGCUGCGGCCGAACCCGAUACUGGGCGGCAUCGCGGAGGAGCUGGUGGCCGAGGCCGAGGCUGAGGCUGACGAGGAGGGGGAGGCCGGAGCUGGAGUGGGGCCGGUGACACCCUGCGACGUGUGCCCGGCAGCCCGGCUGCCCGCCGCCCGCUCCUGCCUCCUCUGCCUGGCCUCGUAUUGCGAGCGGCACCUGCGGCCGCACCGUCUCAGCGCCGCCUUCCGCGACCACCCGCUGGCGCCGCCCGCCGCCGACGUGGGCCGCCGCAAGUGCGCGCCGCACCGCAAGCACCUGGAGCUCUUCUGCCGGACCGACCGCACUUUCAUCUGCGGCCUGUGCCUGGCCGCCGAGCACCGGGAACAUCAGGUGGUAUCGCUGGACCAGGAGGCCGACAGCCGGAGGAAGGAACUUCAGAAGACUGACUUGGAAAUGGGAAAACAGCUGCAGGAGACAUUGCUUGAGAUUGGAUCACUUCAGCAAAAUAUGGACUCUAUUGUGCGAACCUCUCAGAAAGUGGAAAUGGAGAUCACCAACCAUUUCUCUGCGAUGACAGAAUCCCUUGAUGAGACCCUGAGAGUGGUGAUUGCGAUAAUUGGGAGGGAGCAACAGGCAGCCUUGACGGAGGUCAAAGCCACCAGGGCCCAACUAGAACAGAAGUGUAUGGAGCUCCGAGAGAAGAAACUCCAGCUGGAAAUCUUGGCCAACAAGAGUGAUAACUUUAAGUUAGUGCAGGACUCCCUCUGCUUCAGCAAUGUUUCGCAGGUCCCCGACGUCCCACGGUUCAAGUCCGACUUUGAUUUCAAGCUGGCCCGUGCCAGCCGGGCUGCCGCCGAGCUCUCGUCGCAAGUAAAGGAGUGCCUGCGGAGAGCAAUGAAGCGCAGACUGAAGAGCACGGAGAGGAGAGGGUGUGACAAGAGUGCAGAAACAUCAGAUUUACCUUGCCACACCUCACUGGACUCUCCGGAACCCAAGAUUCGGAGGAGCUUUGAAGAGUGUAACACUCCCAUCACAAAGCAUUGCUGCUGUUUCUCCAAGGCAUGCCCACCAGGUCCUCUCCUCCAGACACUGUAGAUGCCACACAGCUGACUUCUGAUCGAGGAGGGAUGAGAAAGUGGGGCUUGUCUAUCUAAAGCCGUGGCACUAUCCAGAACAACUGUAGAGAUGUGACCACUGCUGGUGGACCAGGUGUUUGAAGAGUUUUAUUGGCAUGUGUGGAAUAUGACUGUGGUGAUUGGGAGCAGUGAAAGGGAACUGCAGAGGACUGAUAUGUCCUGUACUGUAAACUUACCAGUGUCCUAUCACCAGUCACAUUGGCCUUUUCAAUGGAAUGCAUCAUGACCAUUUGUAAUAAGAUCAAGGACUAGCUGGCCAAGCUUUUACAUGGGUUAUCCAGCUAGUAUCUAAUUACUUCUCCUUUAAAAGCCCACACCAUCCCAGACAGAGGAACCACCUUGACAGCAACCCAACCAGGACACUAAACAAUCACUCCCUCCACCACCAACGUCACUCUCUGCCAUCUCCAGAAUAGAAAACAACCACUCGCCUAGAUUAUUUAGAAACCACCUCCCAAACUCUGAGACCUGGAAAGUAUAUGGGAAACCACCACUUACAAAUUCCCCUCCAAGACAUAUCCAUCCUGACUUGAAAACUUCAUGAUCUUUCCUUGGCCAUUUUGUCACUUGGAGUCAUUUCACCAAUUUUCCAGACUGCACUCUUGGCAGAAUGGUCUUACUAUCCUGGAAAUGCUUAGGAUUAUUCAUCUAUUUUCCAAAAAAUGAAAAGAGGAGGUGCUCAUGAUUUCUGAAUUCACAAUUCACAAGCAUCUCUAAUGUGUCACAUGGAAUUCUUAUUUCAAUUUCAAUACCUUCAGUAUUAUGGUUUUACAUGUUUGACUUCCCUGCUGCUGCUUUAUCACAUAUGUAUCUUUUAAUACUUGCUGCCAGCUCCAUGGGUGAUCUCAGAGGAAACGAAAAGUCUAUUGUUGUAUUAAAUGCAUUUGCAGGCAUUCUCUAAAAUAACCUUUGCACUUUGUGAUCCAUUUAUACAUGAAACAUUUUUCUUUAUAUUAAAGGUGGUAACUAUAUAAUGGAAUAAGCUAUAAUCAGUAAAGUUUCUAUAUAUACAAU
Mobula hypostoma (lesser devil ray) is the source of this 2975-nucleotide messenger RNA. RefSeq names its product E3 ubiquitin/ISG15 ligase TRIM25-like. The record is from RefSeq and is a predicted model, not a curated record. Gene Ontology annotation, molecular function: zinc ion binding. The transcript has 7 exons. Bases 625 to 1920 code for a protein of 431 amino acids. Lineage: Eukaryota; Metazoa; Chordata; Chondrichthyes; Myliobatiformes; Myliobatidae.